AUGAACGGCACCGCACCGCAGCCGCAGACGGCGGACGGGGACUCGCUGGCGGCCCGGAUGCGCAACGUGUGGCGGUCCAGCCGGCUCGAGUACCGGGCCAUCGACGGCGACGACCAGGCCUUUAUCCUGCGACACGUCCUCAACGACCCGGCCGUGGCCGUGCUCUCGUCGGGCGACCUGUUGAAGCCGCAGACGGCCAAGGACAGCGACGACUUCGUCAAGCGGCUGGGCACAUGCACGCUGAGCGUCGCCAUCUGCCUGCCCGACGCGGCCGCCGCCCCGAAGACGACGCCCGGCGGCGGCGAGAUGAUCGGCUUCCUCUGCCUGGCGCCCACGCGGCCCCUGGCGCAGCCGCACCACCGCUCGUGCGACCUGGCCAUCAGCCUCGCGGCGCACCGCCAGCGCCGCGGCUACGGCAGCGAGGCCAUUGCGUGGGCGCUCGACUGGGCCUUCGGCCACGCCGGGCUGCACCGCGUCGGCCUGUGCACGGCCGCGUUCAACGCGCGCGCCCUGGGCGUGUACCGCGCCCUGGGCUUCGUCGACGAGGGCCGCCAGCGCCAGCGCAUCCGCAGCGACGGCGCCUGGCACGACCUCGUCUUCUUGUCGGUGCUCGAGCACGAGUGGGAGGCGCGGCGGGGUGGGCGGGAGAGUGUGGUGCUGGUUGGUCGUUGA
This is a messenger RNA of Hirsutella rhossiliensis, 672 nucleotides long. Its product is annotated as acetyltransferase (GNAT) domain-containing protein. The record is from RefSeq and is a predicted model, not a curated record. Gene Ontology annotation, molecular function: acyltransferase activity, transferring groups other than amino-acyl groups. NCBI's taxonomy places the organism in Eukaryota, Fungi, Ascomycota, Sordariomycetes, Hypocreales, Ophiocordycipitaceae. The transcript has a single exon. Bases 1 to 672 code for a protein of 223 amino acids.